AUGACAGUUGUUUAUAGGAGAAAAUCUUCAAAAGUCAGUGACAAAAGAAGAUUGCAUUCCAAAGACAUACUCGAUGCAACAGAAUGUUUUGAUGAUAAAUACUGCAUUGGUAUUGGAGGAUACGGGUCUGUCUUUAGAGCUGAGCUCGAAGGAGGGAGUACCUAUGCUAUCAAACUGCUCCACUCAGUUGAAGAUUUUACUGAUGAGAAAGCAUUUCAUGCUGAGAUCCAAGUGUUGACAAAAGUAAGGCACCGAUGCAUAGUCAAGUUGCAUGGAUACUGUUCUCAUUCCAAGUGCAAAUUUCUUGUGUACGAUUUCAUCCAACGGGGAAGUUUAGCAUCCAAUUUGCAGGAUGAACAUCUUGCCAAGGAGCUCAAUUGGUCGAGAAGAGUUGCCAUUGUUAAAGACGUAGCUCAAGCUCUCUCCUACUUGCACCAUGACUAUGAUACACCCAUUAUACAUCGUGAUAUCAAAAGUAGCAAUAUCUUGUUAGAUUGUGAUUUUAAGGCUUGUGUCUCAGACUUCGAACUGUCAUCCACAAUGGCGUUUACAGACAAGUGUGAUGUCUAUAGCUUUAGUGUGCUCACCAUGGAAGUAGUCAUGGGUAAGCACCCAGGAGAUCUGCUACUUCCAUUCUUCUGCCGAACAGAGCAGUGCACUAAGCUCAAGGAUAUAUUGGACCAUCGCAUCAUAGUACCAACGAGUGACGAGGAGAAAGACAUCAUCCUGCUCAUGCUUAUGCUUGUGGCCUUUGCUUGUCUGCAAAUCUGCCCAAAAGCCAAGCAAAAAAUGCAGCAGGCAUAUCAAGCACUAACAAACAGAAGCUGUCCAACAGUCAUCCUGAGGCCAAUUCAUGAAGUCAAAUUACAAGAUUUGCAUGAUUUCUGCAGCACCAUACAAACUAUAUGA
Miscanthus lutarioriparius is the source of this 909-nucleotide messenger RNA. The record is from the annotation of a GenBank genome assembly. NCBI's taxonomy places the organism in Eukaryota, Viridiplantae, Streptophyta, Magnoliopsida, Poales, Poaceae.